UGUUUUCUUGAUGCGGGUUUUGAUUGGACGGAUGAUGUUUGUCUCCGCCCACAGUAUGCCGUUUCCAUGGCGAUCCAACAUGGCCGCACACGGAAGACAACCUGUUUUGUCCUCCACACCACUGCAGAUCCUGUUUCAUUUGAACGGCUGGUAUUUUGCAGCAUUCUUCAUCGCUGAGAUUCUUAUGUUUAUCUAUAAAGGGGUGAUACUCCCUUACCCACAAGCUAACCUGAUAUUGGAUGUUGUCCUGCUGCUCCUCUUCUUGGGCCUUGAGACCCUCAGACUCUUCUAUGGCUGGAAGGGGAACCUGUGUCAGCGCUCUCUAGCUCUGUGUGUGAGUGUUGGUGUUCUGGUGCCCUGUGCAGUGCUGAGCGUCUACUUCCUGCUGCUUCAGACCUUUGUUUUACGCCUUGAGUUUGUACUCAAUGCUGUGCUGCUCUGCUUUUACAGCUUUGAGCUGGUUCUGGGAAUGAUGACGAUCUCUAUUUUUUCAAGGGCCAACAUUUAUUAAGUCCAUUUGCUUUUUUGAUGUCAGGAUGAAAUCACUGAAGAGAAUAAGAUGCAGUCUUUCAGACCGACUGCUGUCAAAACAUGUAUGUUUCAUAAAACAGACAUUUCAUAUGUACACUUUUUCUAAAAUAUAUAUGAAGCGCCUUAAAUAUGUAGACCUUGAGAUGU
Messenger RNA from Rhinichthys klamathensis goyatoka, 678 nucleotides. RefSeq names its product transmembrane protein 216 (gene tmem216). The coding region runs from base 11 to 511 and encodes 166 amino acids. The transcript has 6 exons. Gene Ontology annotation, cellular component: ciliary transition zone. Gene Ontology annotation, biological process: non-motile cilium assembly. The record is from RefSeq and is a predicted model, not a curated record. Lineage: Eukaryota; Metazoa; Chordata; Actinopteri; Cypriniformes; Leuciscidae.